UACCUGGAUAAGUCAAGUAGCUAGCAACAGGGAACACUUGCUGAAAGUAAUUCUGCACUAACAACGGUGGAUUUGGCUUACUUUGUGUAGCCUGAGAUCAAGUCUAAAAAUACUGUUUUUGACAUGUGAAAUAAUAUUUAUCAGAUAUCAGCUAUUUAUACUUACGUGCAACCUUCAACACGGACGCCGCCAUAUUUUCGAAAAUUCGUGCAACGUAGGAUAGCGAAUCGCUUUGAAUGUCAAGACAAUGGGAUAGAGCACACUUAUAUUGCUUUUCAAUUAAAAACCGUACAUUGCACUUGUAAAUACAGUUAUUUGAGAUAUUAAUGUUGUCUAUCCAGCUUGCUAAAUCUUAACCUGACCUGCUAUCCGGAUCUUUGUAGCACAACAGAGAUUGUUUCCGGGGGGAGCAUAUCUUGUUGUUACACACAUGUUCACAUGUGAGGAAAAACGAUGGCUACCGUGGAUAUAGGUAACACGUUGGAGUGUUGUUUAAAGCUACUAAACAUAAAAACUGCACAUCCAGAACAUUUUCUUAGUCUUCAGGGUGCCGUGGCAACAGACUUCACUUAUCUCACUAAGACCCUGUAUGAUUUACACAAAACCCACGAGCCAGCAGGCUCAAAGGGAAGCCCUCUGGACCAGCUGGUGGUUGAGAACUUUGACGAGGAACAGAUAUGGCAGGAGCUGGAGCUCCAGAAUACUGCAGUGCUGAAGCACUUUGAGACAGCAGUGAGUCAGGCUGCCUUGGAUACAGCUCUGAGUAUCCUGUUUGAUGAAGAGGAUGCUGAUGAGGAGCCAGAUGAAGGGGUUGACCAAGAUGGUGAAGACUUAGAAGAGGAGACGAGAGAUGGGGAUUUGGAAGAUGAUGGGCAAGGAGAAGAACCACACAUGCUUAAAACUGCUAUGGAUGCCUUGAGAGGGGAUAACACAGACGAGGACUCUGAUGUAGAUUUUGAUGUGGACGCAUUAGAAAAACAAGCUAAACAGAAGAAAUGCUCAGCGGCGAGAGAGUCAAAACCACUGGGUCCUCCAUCAGAGGUUGAUGACAGGUUCUUCAAGCUCUCAGAGAUGGAGUCCUUUCUGGACGAUAUGGACAGAAGGGAGGGGAAGGAGGGGGACGGUGAUGUAGACUACUUCCAGGACUUGCCCUCUGGAGAUGAUGAUGACGUAGGCCUCUUCAGUGAAGAUGUUUCUUCCAAAAAAACAAAAAAAACAAGCACCCUGAAAAGUUCCAGGAAUCUGAAGUACAAAGACUUCUUUGAUGCUGUGGAUGAUGAUCCUGCACAAACAGCUGACCAAUCAGACGCAGAGGAUGAGGACAACAGUAUAGAUGGGAUGCAAGAUGAGGAUGAUGAUGAAGAAGAAGAAAAAGAAAAUGAGGACUUCGUUGAGGAUGAAGAGUGCAGACAAGCCAAGGAGGCUUUGAAACGGGUGACCUUUAACCUACCUGGAGAAAGUGAUGCCAGUGAGGGAGAAGACAUGGCGGACAUCUUUGGAGGAAAGUCUCAAAAUACAACAGAACCUGAAUCCAAAUCAUCCUUUGAGAAACGACAAGACAAGAUGGCUGAAAAGAUCCAGGAUUUGGAAAAGGCUGCCAUGGGAGAGAAGCCAUGGCAACUAACAGGAGAGGUGUCUGCUCAGGCUCGCCCAGAGAACAGCCUUCUUGAGGUGGAUGUGGCAUUUGACUCGGCCUCCAGGAUGGGUACAUACCACAUGUUGUCAGUCUGUUUUAGUUUAGCUUUCAGUCCCGUUGGAAAUGGUUUAGUAUUUUACUUACUGCAAGUUUGUGUGCCAGAGAGGGUGCUUGUUCAGUCAGGUAACAUUUUGCUCUGUUUUCUCUCAGCCCCUGCUGUAACAGAGGAAACCACUUUGCAGCUGGAGGACAUAAUCAAGCAGAGGAUUAAAGACCAGGCGUGGGAUGAUGUGGUGCGCAAGGAGAAGCCUAAGGAAGAGGUAUUUGAGUACAAGAAGAGGCUGACUCUGGACCAUGAGAAAAGCAAGCUGAGCCUUGCAGAGGUUUAUGAGCAAGAGUACCUCAAGCAGAAUCAGCAGAAGACAGAGGAUGAAGAAAACCCAGCCCAUGUAGAAAUUCAAAAGCUCAUGGAUUCUCUAUUCCUUAAACUUGAUGCUCUCUCUAACUUCCACUUCACACCCAAACCGCCUGUUCCCGAAGUGAAAGUUGUCUCCAAUUUGCCUUCUAUUGCUAUGGAGGAAGUUGCGCCAGUCAGUGCUAGUAGUGGCUCUCUAUUGGCUCCAGAGGAAGUCAAGGAGAAGAACAAGGCUGGCGACGUGCUGGGUGACUCUGAAAAGACCUCCACAGACAAGAAACGAGAGAGACGCAAGAAGAAGAAGGUGAAGCGCGUCAAGAUCCACGAGAAGGAGAAGAAACAGAAACUGAAGGAGGCUAACAGAACUGGAGAGAAUAAGAAACCAUCAAAGGCAGAGGUGGCAGAAAACCUCAAGAAACUCACAAAGGGAGGCAAAGCAACAUUAUUAAAGGAUGAGGGGAAGGAUAAAGCUCUCCGCUCCUCCUCCGCCUUCUUCUCCCAACUACAAGACCAAGUGAAGAGCCAGAUCAAAGGAGCCAAGGACCCGGGCUCCAAGAAGAAGAAACACAAAGAAGUCUCAGCCAGCAAACUCAAAUUGUAACAUUUAGAUUGUUAUGAUGUAUGUGUUAUGGUAAUGCGUAUUUCUUUGUACAGAUUUUUAAAGCGAACGCUGCAAUUUAUGUUAACCAGUGCUCUCGCAAGUUUGUAAUUUGCAAUAAAAAUUUAAGAAGCUAAACUUC
Oncorhynchus kisutch (coho salmon) is the source of this 2791-nucleotide messenger RNA. It is a transcript of the gene mphosph10, whose product is annotated as M-phase phosphoprotein 10 (U3 small nucleolar ribonucleoprotein). Gene Ontology annotation, cellular component: nucleus; Mpp10 complex; sno(s)RNA-containing ribonucleoprotein complex. The coding region runs from base 454 to 2652 and encodes 732 amino acids. Lineage: Eukaryota; Metazoa; Chordata; Actinopteri; Salmoniformes; Salmonidae. The record is from RefSeq and is a predicted model, not a curated record. Gene Ontology annotation, biological process: rRNA processing. The transcript is spliced from 10 exons.